Molecule: messenger RNA, 2910 nt
Organism: Dermochelys coriacea (leatherback sea turtle)
Lineage: Eukaryota; Metazoa; Chordata; Testudines; Dermochelyidae
Gene: GP1BA
Product: glycoprotein Ib platelet subunit alpha
Molecular function (GO): protein binding
Source: RefSeq, a predicted model, not a curated record
AUGAGGGGUUGGACUCAGGAUCCCUGAUACAGUCAGUCAGCCCAGUGGGAAAAGCUGCCUCCAGAGCAACCUCUCAAUCCACAGCUGGGAGUGUGGGAGACACAGGUGGGAGAGCAACCCCAGCAGAGACCCCCGACCAUGCUGUGCCCCACCUCACCUCACCUAGCCGUCCUGGCCCUGCUGUCUGUGGCUGGUGCUGUGGGUCCGGGGGAGCCAUGCCAGUCCGAGAUGAACCUGAUCAAGGACCGACUGCAGGUCAACUGCUCCGGGCAGGGGCUCAGUGUGGUGCCACUUGCCCUGCCCAAGAACACCGGCAUCCUGCUGCUCAGCACCAACCGCCUGGCAUCCAUCUCCACUGCCUCCUUCCAGCACUUCCCUGAGCUGGCUGAGCUGGACCUGUCAGGCAACGGGCUGGGUGCGCUGCACACAGGGCCCUCCUUGCCCUUGCUGCAGGAGCUGGUCCUGUCCCACAAUGCCCUGAGGGUGCUGCCCACCCUGCAGGGCCUGCCUGCCCUCACCCGCCUGGCUCUGGCUCACAACAACAUUUCAGGGCUGCUGCCAGGGGCGUUCCAGGCUGUGGGGCAGCUGAAGGAUCUGAAUCUACGGGGGAACCAGCUGCGGACGCUGCCAGAAGAGGUCUUUGAGGGCCUGCCUGGGUUGAAGGACCUGGAUCUGUCUGAUAAUGUCCUGGACGAACUGCCACGGGGGCUGUUGACUGGGCUGGAGCUGGAGACACUGAGUCUGUCAGGGAACCAGCUCCACACUCUGCCCAGCGGCUUCUUCCCUGAGGAGCACAUGUUCGCCUUCGUCUUCCUGGCAGGGAACCCUUGGCGCUGUGACUGUGGCCUGGCCUAUCUGCGGGGCUGGAUCGCGGACAAUGACAUCAGCGUCUACAUCCAGGAGCAGAGGUCAGACCGGCUGCAGAUCGAGAAUGAUCCCCGGAGCCCCGUGUGCGAUGCGCCCCUCAGACACCGAGGGAGCCCCGUCCUCGAGUUCAAGCAGGCCUGCGGCAAAGCAGGGGACGCAGACUUGGAUAUUGAUAGAACAAUGACAGAGGAGGGAACCCCUGUGCCCCCUACUACUGCCCCCUCCACCACCCUGCCCCCAACCACUCCUGUGCCCCCCACUACUGCCCCCUCCACCACCCUGCCCCCAACCACCCCUGUGCCCCCCACUACUGCUCCCUCCACCACCCUGCCCCCAACCACUCCUGUUCCCCCCACUACUGGCCCCUCCACCACCCUGCCCCCAACCACUCCCGUGCCCAUCACUACUGCCCCCUCCACCACCCUGCUCCCAACCAACCCUGUGCCCCCCACUACUGCCCCAGAACCUACAUCCCCAGCACCUCCAUGGCUCCCCAGCACCCCGAUGACUCCCACCACCACCACUCUUAUCCCCUCGCCUCUCUUCCAUACCAGCCCUCUCCACAUCACCCCCUGCCACCAGCCCCCCCCGACGGGGGCUUCCCACCUCUGCAUGUGCCCCUCCCCACCCGCAGCGAUGCCAGUGGCUGGGCGUCAGCAGGGCAGGGAGGGCCCACCGUGGGGCCACUGGGUGCUAGCCCAUUGCUGCCUGUUACACCUGAUGCUCUACCUGGCCUCCUUGCUGCUGCUACUGCCCAUGGUGGCUCUCAUGGGCUGGAUGGGCUGGGUAUAUCUGAGCUGGUAUCGCCCAGCUCUGAGGGGUCCCCCGGGGGCACGGCUGGUGCGGUACCAGCUGCUGAGAAAGGGGGAGCUGGCAGCACCCCCCAUGAUGCAUCUCAGCAGCUUCAAGAGUCCCACCGAGCCCCUGACCUUCCGCACAACCAGAGAGCUGCAGAUCCACCGUGACCCCCCUGUGCCCUCCUUCCGACGUGUUACCAGGAGGCUGCUCAGUGUGGGGGGGCUGGGCCCCUGGCGAGCUCCCUCCGCCUACAGCCUAGACAGGGGGGAAGCAGCUAUUGGGGCUGUCAGGGUGAAAUAUGCAACCACCACCCUUUAAGGGGAGCAGGACACCUGGGUUCUAUUGCUGGGGUUGGGGAGGAGGGUCCUGUGGGCUAGGGCAGAGGGUGCUGUUUGCCAGGACGCCUGGGUUCUAGUUCCAGUUCUGUUGCUGUGACCACACCCACUGUGCACCAGGAACAAGAUUCCUCCCACUGCUGCAGUAGCUGGGAGGCUCCCUUAAUAUAUGUAGAACCCAGGAGUCCUGACUUCCAGAUGCCCCUCCUGCCUCAGACCAAUGAGACCUUCUAACCCUGUAUCUCCCCCACGCACACACCUUUUGCAGAGGCCAGAUUUGGAAUAACUGUCCAGAAGGACAGUUUCCCCCUAAAACCAGGCACUUCAGGGCUGGCUUGUGCCCUGGCAGAGCCCUGUAGAUAUUUCCUCCACUCUGUAUUGAGUCUCUGGUUGUUCUUAUAAUACACAUAAAUGUUGAUCCUACUUUGAAUCCUGUGGCAGACCGUUCCACUGGCUAAUCACAAAAUAAAGACCUUCCCUGGAUGCAUUUCAACUAGGUCACAGUUCAGAAACACUGGGCCGCUAGUUGUCUUUGCUGGAAGUGAAUAAUGAUGAUCAGUUUAUCAACUAGAGCUGACAACCCCUAGAUGGGAAAGGCCCCAUAUCGUAUUCUCUGACCUGUCUGGGCCAGCCAAUUCCCUUGCCUUGUGUGUGGUUCAGAGACAGCAUCCUCUAGAGGGAAAAAAACUCAUACCCCAAUCCCCACCACUCUGAGCUAGCUAGAUCCCCUACCCUGGGGUCACAUCAACCAGUGCCCCUAAAGGAGAAAUGCCUCAUCUGCCACUCCCCUAAGCCAGCCAAUCUCCCACCCUGGGCCUGGAUUGGAGCUGGCAUCCCCUACAAGGGAAAGACCCCAUGUCCUACUCCCCUCAGCAUGCCAAUCCCCUGCCCUGAGGCUAGAUUGAAGGUG